AACAAAAUCCUUGGAGCGCACCCUGCGAGUCGCUCACGCCACCGCCGACCGCGAAAGGAGCAGAGUUAGCGAGCUGGUUCUUAGCCUGCAGCAGCGCAUUCCUGCGUCUCCGGGCAGCGCGUCCUGGGGUCGGCCCCGCCCGCCCGACGAUCGCCGACCGCCCUCGCGGCUCCCUGCCACCCUCUCGCGGGCGUGCUCUGGGUGGGGCCUCGCGGCGGCGGUGAUGAGGCGGGUGCGCUGGGCGGGUGAGGCGAGCCGGCUGGGCGGCGCGCCCGGGCAGCCCGAGCCGCGCGCCGCGUCGCUGUAAUCGGACACCCGAGCGCUCGCCCCCGGUGCCCGGCCACUUUCCAUUCACUCCGAGGUGCUUGAUUGAGCGACGCGGAGUAGGGCUCCGGGUGCCGCGGCACUGCGACGCUGAGGAUUCCUUUACAAAGAAACUCAGGGGACCGGGAAGAAAGAAUUUCACCGCUGGGACGCUCUAGAAAUUAAGGUCUUCUGGGAAAAAGACUAGAGAGACACGCGGAGCCACACCGGUAGCAAAUUGAUGACUUGUACGUGCUGAUCUCUUCCCAUCUCGGUACUUUCCCUUGGAUAUUAACUUGCCAAUCUGAAGAAAUGGCAUUCCGGGCAAUUUUCGUGUUGGUUGGAGUAUUUGUUUGUUCUAUCUGUGUAAAAGGAUCGUCCCAGCCCCAAGCAAGAGUUUAUUUAACAUUUGAUGAGCUUCGAGAAACCAAGACCUCUGAAUACUUCAGCCUGUCCCACCACCCUUUAGACUACAGGAUAUUAUUAAUGGAUGAAGAUCAGGACCGGAUAUAUGUGGGCAGCAAAGAUCACAUUCUUUCCUUGAAUAUUAACAAUAUAAGUCAAGAACCUUUGAGUGUUUUCUGGCCGGCAUCUGCAAUCAAAGUCGAAGAGUGCAAGAUGGCUGGCAAAGAUCCCACACAUGGCUGUGGGAACUUCGUCCGUGUAAUUCAGGCUUUCAACCGCACUCACUUGUAUGUUUGUGGGAGUGGUGCUUUCAGCCCUGUGUGUACUUAUUUGAAUCGAGGGAGGAGAUCAGAGGACCAAGUUUUUGUGAUUGACUCCAAGUGUGAAUCCGGAAAAGGACGCUGCUCCUUCAACCCCAAUGUGAACACAGUGUCUGUUAUGAUCAAUGAGGAGCUUUUCUCUGGAAUGUAUAUAGAUUUCAUGGGCACAGAUGCUGCUAUUUUUCGAAGUUUAACCAAGAGGAAUGCAGUCAGAACUGAUCAACACAAUUCCAAAUGGCUAAGUGAACCUAUGUUUGUGGAUGCACAUGUCAUCCCAGAUGGCACAGAUCCAAAUGAUGCUAAGGUGUACUUCUUCUUCAAAGAGAAACUGACUGACAAUAGCAGAAGCACAAAACAGAUUCAUUCCAUGAUUGCUAGAAUAUGUCCUAAUGACACUGGGGGACUGCGUAGCCUUGUCAACAAGUGGACGACCUUCUUGAAAGCGAGGCUGGUGUGCUCUGUAACUGAUGAAGACGGCCCAGAAACACACUUCGAUGAAUUAGAGGAUGUGUUUCUGCUGGAAACUGAUAACCCAAGGACAACACUAGUAUAUGGCAUUUUUACAACAUCAAGCUCAGUUUUUAAAGGAUCAGCAGUGUGUGUGUAUCAUUUAUCUGAUAUACAGACUGUGUUUAAUGGGCCCUUCGCGCACAAAGAAGGGCCCAAUCAUCAGCUGAUUUCCUAUCAGGGUAGAAUUCCGUAUCCUCGCCCUGGAACUUGCCCAGGAGGAGCAUUUACACCCAAUAUGCGGACCACUAAGGAAUUCCCAGAUGAUGUUGUCACUUUUAUCCGGAACCAUCCUCUCAUGUACAAUUCUGUCUACCCAGUCCACAGAAGGCCUUUGAUUGUUCGUAUAGGCACUGACUACAAGUACACAAAGAUAGCUGUGGAUCGAGUAAAUGCUGCUGAUGGUAGAUACCAUGUCCUGUUUCUCGGCACAGAUCGAGGCACUGUGCAGAAGGUGGUGGUUCUUCCUGCUAACGGCUCCGCCAGGGGUGAGCUCAUUCUGGAGGAGUUAGAAGUCUUUAAGAAUCGUGCUCCUAUAACAACAAUGAAAAUUUCAUCCAAAAAGCAACAGUUGUAUGUGAGCUCCAAUGAAGGGAUUUCCCAAGUGUCUCUGCAUCGCUGCCACAUCUACGGUACAGCCUGUGCUGACUGCUGCCUGGCAAGGGACCCUUACUGUGCAUGGGAUGGCCAUUCUUGCUCUAGGUUCUACCCAACUGGGAAGCGGAGGAGCCGAAGACAAGACGUGAGGCAUGGAAAUCCAUUGACUCAGUGCAGAGGAUUUAAUCUAAAAGCAUAUAGAAAUGCAGCUGAAAUUGUUCAGUAUGGAGUAAAAAAUAACACCACUUUCCUUGAGUGUGCCCCGAAGUCUCCACAGGCAUCUAUCAAGUGGCUGUUACAGAAAGACAAAGACAGGAGGAAAGAGGUCAAGCUGAAUGAACGAAUCAUAGCCACUUCACAAGGACUUCUAAUCCGCUCUGUUCAAGAUUCUGACCAAGGACUGUAUCACUGCAUUGCAACAGAGAACAGCUUCAAGCAGACCAUAGCCAAGAUCAACUUUAAAGUUUUAGAUUCUGAAAUGGUGGCUGUUGUGACAGACAAAUGGUCCCCAUGGACCUGGGCCAGCUCUGUGAGGGCUUUACCCUUCCACCCAAAGGACAUCAUGGGGGCAUUCAGCCACUCAGAAAUGCAGAUGAUUAAUCAGUACUGCAAAGACACUCGGCAGCAACAUCAACAAGAAGAAUCUCAGAAGAUAAGAGGGGACUAUGGCAAGUUAAAAGCUCUCAUCAAUAGCCGGAAAAGUAGAAACAGGAGGAAUCAGUUGCCAGAGUCAUAAUAUUCUCUUACUUGGGGCUUAUGCUUCCAGUAAAGAAUAGUCUGUCUUCAAUGAUCAAAUUCUGAGCAAAGAACCUUGUGCUUUACCCAUGGGAAAUUCCUGAGAAAGGUGUUACUCACUCCUCAAGUGAGUAUUACAUGAACUGAAAUGAGCAUGCAUUUUCUUGUAUGAUAUUGACUAGCACUAGACAUGUCAUGGUCCUCAUGGUGCAUAUAAAUAUUUAACUUAACCCAGAUUUUAUUUAUAUCUUUAUUUACUUUUCCUUCAAAAUCAGUAUGGCGGCUAUGAAACUAAAAUUCUUACAUCCCUUAAUUGAAUGAGGGCUAUAACCCCGUGAUCUUCCUUCCUUGCUUUACGGGUUUAGAUUUGGAAUUGCCAGUAAUUUUAUAUAUGGAAACAAAUGCCAAGUUCACAACUUUUACAUUGUAAAAGUUGUAUAAAUACAUGUAAUAGAGUAGGGCUGUCAAAAGAAAUGUAGAAUAGAUACAAGUCAAGGAAGAGGGCAUCUAAAAGUUGUAUAAAACAUGAGUGAUUCAUACAGAAAAAUGAACAGUUUAUAUACUUACAGUGAAAUAUAUUAAUUUUUUUAUUGUAAAAACGGUCAGUUGCUGAUAUCUGCUAUUGAUCUUUGUUUCCUUGUUUUAGGAAGAUAAAAUGAAUGAUCCUCACCAUAAACAUCUUUGAUUAGAGUUAUGUCAGUGAAACAUUUAAGUUUAUAUUCUUAUGCUAUCAUCUUCCAAACAAAAGCACUUUUUUUGGAAGUUAUUUAAGUUAUUAUAGACUCAGAGAAUAUAAUCUUACACUGUUUAAUUAAUUACUGUAUUCUAAUUUUCUAGUCUGUGUGGCAAAGUAAACACUAUAUGAAGAAAAAAUGAAAUAUCAAAUUUGUAUAUGAGAGGUGAAACUAUCAAAAUGGGGAAAAAUAAAGUAAGAAAUACAAUUUUAUUAAAAGCUGUUUAUAAAAAAUGUGACUAGUUUUUACCAUCAGUGAUUAAUUUCAAUAAUUAAUUCUCACAUUUUUUUGGUUUACCAACCUCAGAUAUCAUACGAUUUUUAAGUCACCAGUUCAUUUUUUUAAAAUAAUCUUUAGUAUGUGCUGGAGAAGUGCUCAUUUUGUGAACAAAUGAAAAAAAUUUGAAUAUGAACAAAAAUAGACAUACUUUCUUUUAAAAGAAUGCUGGUGCAUUAGGUUCCCUGGUAUAUAAAUACAAAUGUGGUAAGUUUUGUAAUGAAUAAAAUAAUUUUCUUCUAACUGUAUGUUUGGGUCAUUUCAUUAGAAAAAUUUAUUAUUGAACCUUUUAUUCCAAAUAACAAUUAGAUGGGAGAAAUAUGAAAAAUCUCUUUAUCCUGUUAUAUUUCCUUUAAAAACACAAAUUUGCCUUUUCAUUUUAUUUACUUGUAAAGAAAUUUUCAUGUUUCCAGGUACAAAUAGAAAUUGCAUCAUAGACCUAUUCAAAAUCUAGUACAAAAUUUUAUUUGGAGUUAACAGUCCACAAAGAAGGUAAGGUAGACUUAUUACUUUCUUAAGCACCACAGAAUAAAAGCUUCAAGAACUAAACCAUUAUCAAAAUGAAUGCAAUCAUUGAUCAGAAUUUGAGAAUAUGAUUUAUUAUUUAAGAGGUGGUAAAUUAUGAUAUUAUAAGAGGAGGCCUCAGUGGGGGCAAACAUAGCAGUUAAAAUACACAACAUAAAUAAUGUUCAUUCAAAAAUAAGCUAAUAAAUAAAAGCUAUUCUUCCAAAUGUGUAUGAUUCUGAAGUAUUCUGUAAAGCAGUUCAUUAUACAAAUAUUUUGCCUGCUAUGUGCAUAAAUAGAAAUGUGUGUCAAUGGAAGGCCAAAACCAUCUUCAGUGUUUAUGGCCAAUCUAUUCUAUGUACAGAGUUUAAAGUAAAAUUGUUUUAGAGUCAGAAGAUAGGGUAAACUACACAGGUCCCCUUGCUUCAUGUAAACACAAACUGAUAGACAAUGAGGGUAUUUAGUUUUUUAAUAUUAUUUGUGCUAUUUAAUACCUUCUCCUUUGAACAUUAUUCAAUUGUAUAUACUUUUAUUACUUUUGUUUUAAAAUUAUAGAAAUUCUUCAACAUAACUGCCAAAUGUAAAGAAAAUUUUCUUUCUCCAAAAUAAUGUCAACGUAUACUGAAUAUUGGUGGUUAACUAGUUUUAUUUUGUGUAGUUUGACAUUUUGAUGACUUAAUAUGUUUUCCAUUUGUAUUGUACAUAAAAUUUCCUAGGAAUGCACUUUUUUUCAAAGUGUAGGUUUGUGGAUAGAUUUUAGCAUGAUGAAACUGUCAUUACGGUGAAUGUUCACUCUGUGAGAAAAUAAACUAAAUGUAGUUAGUACAUUGAUAUUUAAUUGGAUAUUGAAGAAAUCAUUUGCCUGGCAAAAUAAAACAUGUUGAAUUCCCCAA
Molecule: messenger RNA, 5274 nt
Organism: Mirounga angustirostris (Northern elephant seal)
Lineage: Eukaryota; Metazoa; Chordata; Mammalia; Carnivora; Phocidae
Gene: SEMA3C
Product: semaphorin 3C
Exons: 18
Coding region: 616-2868 (750 amino acids)
Biological process (GO): neural crest cell migration; negative chemotaxis; negative regulation of axon extension involved in axon guidance
Cellular component (GO): plasma membrane
Molecular function (GO): chemorepellent activity; semaphorin receptor binding
Source: RefSeq, a predicted model, not a curated record